Messenger RNA from Megalops cyprinoides (Indo-Pacific tarpon), 9028 nucleotides. RefSeq names its product ATM serine/threonine kinase (gene atm). NCBI's taxonomy places the organism in Eukaryota, Metazoa, Chordata, Actinopteri, Elopiformes, Megalopidae. Gene Ontology annotation, molecular function: protein serine/threonine kinase activity; protein binding. Gene Ontology annotation, biological process: DNA repair. The record is from RefSeq and is a predicted model, not a curated record.
CCAUGUGGAUGGCUUUAGAAUGAACAAACUGGCAUUCGGACUGCAGUGAGCGUCAUUCCAGUCGGGAGUGCAAAACAAACUAACGUGCUGGACAGUGCUGAGCUGCCCGCUACUGUAAAACAUGAGCCUCGUGCUUCACGAGCUGCUGCUGUGCUGCCGCGGGCUGGAAAAUGAGAAGGCCACGGAGAGGAAGAAAGAAGUGGAUCGAUUCAGGCGCCUCAUCCGAACGCCCGAAACCGUGGAGGAACUGGAUCGCAUCUCAGGAAACAGAGCUUCCAAAGGCUCAAAGCAACUUACCUGGGAUGCCGUUUUCAGGUUUCUGCAGCGAUACCUCCACAAGGAAACGGAGUUGCUGCAGUCGGGGAAAGCCAACGUGUCGGCCACCACGCAAGCCAACCGCCAUAAAAAGAUGCAGGAGAUCAGUAGCCUCGUCAAGUACUUCAUCCGCUGCGCAAACAAGCGGGGCCCCCGGCUGAAGUGUGCAGAACUUCUCUCCCACGUUGUGGACGUCCUCAGCGGCUCGUUCAGCUGCAGUGCCUAUGGUGAAGACUACAGUAGCAUCCUGCUGAGAGAUAUCCUGUCCGUCCGCAAGUACUGGUGUGAGAUCACGCUGCAGCAGUGGCACGACCUGUUGGAUCUGUACUGCAGCCUCUUCACCAGCGCCUCUAGGGCCAUCAACCGCGUGCUUCUGAGCCGGAUCAUCCACACCGUGGUACAGGGCUGCUGCCUCCAGACAGAGGGGCUCACCCACACACUCUUUAGCUUCUUCUCCCGUGCCCUGAUCAAUGCCAGGCAGGAGAGGCACCUGGCCGUGCUGGAGCACCUGGUCUCUGCCCUGAACAUCUUCUUGAGGGCUUCGGCCAUGAACUGCCGAGUGCAGGUGUGUCGUCUGGGGGAGGAACUUCUCCCAUCCAUCCUCUACGUCUGGGCACAGAUGCGGCCCAGCCCCACCCUCAAGGAGGAGAUUGUCGAGUUCUUCAACUUGCAGCUGCGUGCCCACCACCCCAAAGGGGCAAAGACGCAGGCCACAGGUGCCCAUGCCGAGGACUGGGCAAAGUGGCAGAGGCUCCAGUACAACCUCUACGACGCCCUGGUGAGUGAGAUCAGCCAGAUCGGAAGCCGGGGGAAGUAUGUGACGGGCUCACGCCACAUUGCCGUCAAGGAGAACCUGAUAGAGCUCACUGCGGACAUCUGUCACCAGCUCUUCAGUCAAGACACGCAGGUGCUGGACGUGACUCAGGCCCAUCUGAGGGGGGCACCACAAGACAGCCUACAGGGGACCCCCAGCAAGCGCAGGCGGAUUGAGCUGGGGUGGGAGGUCAUUCGAGACCGCCUGCAGCCAUGCCAGAGCGACUUCGACAUCAUACCAUGGUUGCAGAUCACCUCUGUUCUGGCGUCUAAAUAUCCGGCCAUGCUCCAGGGGCCAGAGCUGGUGCCUCUCUUGUCGGUGCUGUGCCAGCUGCUGACAGAGCAGAGGAGGGGUGAGAGGGGGCCCUAUGUGCUGAGGUGCCUGCAGGAGGUGGCCCGCUGCCAAGCCCUGAGCCCCGAGCUCAGUCGUGCCCACGUGCCGGAGCUGCGGAAGCUCUGGAUGCGUCUGUGGGGCCUGGCCGUACGUGGGGUCAGCUCCCCACAGACUGAGGCCUUCAGCCUGGACCUUCUGUGUACCAUCCUCCAGGGGGCACUGAUUCCAAUCGACAGGGACUUCUGGAGGCUCUUCUCUGGGUCGACCUGCAAGCCCUCCAGCGCAGCUGCUCUGUGCCUGUCCCAGGUCCUGCUGAAGUGCACUAUUCCCAAAACCCUGGAGAGCACCCUGGACUGGGCAGUGGGUGCGGGGCCAGGGGAAGCAGGUGAGCAGCCCAGCCUGAAGGAGGCCAUCGUCGGCUGGCUGCUGAUGAACGAGCAGGGAGAGGAGAUGGACGAGAGCUCCAAACCGCACCUCAUCCUCUGCAGGGAUUUUCCAUACCUCCUGGUUCCCAAAAUCCUGGUUUCUUUGAUGCUGAAAGACACUAGGGCUGGCAUGCUGUUUCUGCAAGGUUUGCUACCCCCAGAGAGCCUCCUACCAAGAGAAGGCCCCCUAUCAGAGGCUAAGGAUGCCCUCUCUGAAAUUGAAGACCUGUACCUGCAAUUCACCUUUGACGAUAGACCUCCCUACUCCUCGGCGAAAGAGGAGGGGGUGGUGAUGCCUCCUGUGGAUACACGGUUCACAGUUGUGCAGGCACUGAGGGACUGCGUGGAGCAGAACCUCCUCUCUGUGGCUGACCACUUGCUCAGCUGCUACUCUCCUGAUUCUCAGACAACGCCUCCAGAGUGUCUGGUCCGUGGUGCCAGCCUCCUCACCAGCGUUUUGGCAGGGUAUGUGAAUGCUGGACUUCUCACCGAAGAAGAGGCUUGCAAGUCCCCACUCUUCCAAAAAGCCAAGUGUUUGGCCCAGCUGAUCAGUGAGUAUGUCUCCACGGUGAAGAGCAAGACAGCGGAGGACUCAGCACUUUCUGUGCUGAGGGGCGUCAUGCAGCUGUGUGUGAUCUGCAUCCACAGAGGGACCAAGGAGAGCAUUAAUUUGACCUCCUGUAACCUCUUCUUGAGAGUUCUGCCAUCCAGAUUGCUGAGUGAGCUGUCCGAAAUUGGCAAAGUCAUGCUGGUAAACUCCUGCAAACGAGGCAGCAUGGUGGUGGAGGACAACCACAUGGAGGAAGACCUAGACAUGACGAGGACGCAGGCAGACAACCAGGAGGAAGUCGACCUUUUUGAUGACGGCACCGAGGGACAGGCCAGCGCCAGCAGAGACAGGCAACAGAAUGCUGACAAUAGCGACACUCUGUCUGGCACAGCCAUCAGGAGCACAUUGUCCGAGGAGCUCUUGGCCAAGCAGGAUGUGGCCCUCCUGUCAGUGUUGGAGUUCCUCUGUCUGUGUGGCUGCUCAGACUUCGUCCACGGGCUGUCCUUCAAACCCACCGAUGUCCGGAGGCGGCUGCUGCUCCUCAUCGACCACAUUGACUGUGCCAAGCCGCUGAACCUGCGCCUGUACCUCACCCUGCUGAAGAAGCUACCUGCAGGGGACAUGUGUUUGACAGCAGAAGAGUUCGACUCUCUCUUGAGUCCCCUGGCGGAUUUGUGCUCCCUGUACCGACAAGACCAGGAAGUCUGUGCCGCCAUCCUGAUGGGCCUGCUCCCCUCCAUUCGCGGGCUGGGCGGAGCCCAGGAGCAGGACUCGAACCCAGCCGAAGACCUGACACAUGUGCGGGGUGUGCUGCUCAAAGUGAUCUCCGGCUUCUGCAUCCUCGGCAGGACGGGAAAAUGUACAGCUUCCGUGAGGGCGGCCUUGGUGCAUUGUCUGGUGGCUCUUCUGGAGGUGGACCCACGCUGCAAGUGGGCGGUCCUCACGCUGCGAGAGGAUGAGCUCCCAGCAUCUGUGGUCCUGCCCUGCCACCUGGCUGAUGCCCACCACCAUGUCCGCAUGCUGGCUGCCAUGAUGGUUGACAGACUAUUCCAGGAGAUGACUCCAAAUGGCACAGAGAAGACGACUAAGAGGAAAAGGAAGAUGCUUUCCCUCAGGGCUCAGCAGACAGCUUUCGAGAAUGUCUACCUGAAAGCUCAGGAGGGCAUGGUGGUCCAGAGAGGCAGUGUGACGGAGGAUCACCAGGAUGAGAUAUCCAACCGCAGGGCCACGCUGCUGAAGGCCAUCUCUGUGGUGAUGUGCUGCAGCCCUGUCUGCGAGAAGCAGGCCCUCUUUGCCCUCUUCCAGUCCUACAGGGAGAAUGACAUUGACCUGCAGCUCAUUAAGAAGGUUCUGGAGAGUGUGUCCAGGACGCUGAGCUACAGGAGUGCAGUGAGCUUUGUGACCUCUCACCUGCACUACCUGGUCACUGAGUGGCUGCGCCAGUACUCCCUGGAGUCCUUCCCCUACACUCUGCUGAGCCAUGCCUCAAUCCAGGACUUCUACAGGUCAUCAUACCACGUCCUCGUCCCACACCUGGUGUACCUGGACAGCUUUGAGCAGGUGAAGGCCAUGGGAGCACAACUAGGCAGGGACUGGAAGCAACUUCUGGCAGACUGCUUCCCCAAGAUCAUGGUGAACAUCCUGCCCUACUUCACUUUGUCUGGCCAGGACACCCUGGUGGCUCAGCAGAGGGAGAAAGCCCACAGGGUGUAUGACUUGCUGAAGGACAGCAGCUGCCUGGGCAAGCAGCAAAUCGACAGCCUGAUUCACAGCAACCUGCCAGACAUCGUGGUGGAGCUGUUGAUGACGCUGUAUGAGGAGGCUGGGCAAAGAGAGGAGUCUGGAGACCUGGGCCAGUUUAUUGGGGAACUGGAUCCAGCUCCUAACCCACCUUACUUCAGUUCUCAUGUGAUCAAAGCCACCCUGGACUACCUCAGCAAAUGUCACAGCACCAACCUCAAGUCUAUAGUGGCCAUUCUCUCCAAAACCCCAAUCUCCAUCCAGAGGAUCCUGCUGGCAGUCUGCCAGAAGGUGGCCGAGACGGCCAAUGCAUACGAGCGGCACCGCAUCCUGCUCAUGUACCACCUGUUCAUCAGCCUCCUGCUGCAGGAAGUGCAGGAGGGGCUGGGCGGAGCUUGGGCCUUUGUCCUGAGGGACGUCAUCUACACGCUCAUCCACCACAUCAGCAGCAGCCCGGUGCAGCUAGAUGAGGUGUCUGCCCGCAGCCUGUACCUCUGCCUGGACCUGCUGGACUCUGUGUGCCGGAUGGCCGUGCGAUUCUGCGAGGACGCACUGGAGGGCCACCUGCAGGUUAUUGUUGGCACACUUACUGCGCACGUGACUGACCAACCAGCCGUAUCGCAGCAGGUUCUUGGUUUGCUAAACUUCCUGGUUGUUGAGAAUCAGGACAACAGGUAUCUGAAGAGGGCCAUCCAGCUGCUGGAGCCCCUCCCAGACCACCCAGCCUUCAAACAGCUACGGGAAGCUCAGCACAUACUCAAAUACAGCAUGGGUCAUUUCACUCUUAGAGAGGAGAUUGACCACUUCCUUUCAGUGUUGUCCUGCAACUCGCUGCCCCUCACACGGCUGGAGGGGCUGAAGGACCUGCGGAGGCAGCUGCGGAUGCACAAGGAGCAGAUCAGACAGCUGCUGAAGGAGUGUCAAGCUGACCCUGCGGAGAGCGUGCUGGUGAAGUUGGUCCUGAACCUCCUGCAGCUCUGCAAGCUGGCAGCCAGUCACCCAGGAGGGAGAGACAUUUUGGUGGCUGCUGGGAGCUGCUUGGGAGAGCUGGGGCCAGUGGACUUCUCCACCAUCGCGCUGCCUCAUGGGAAAGACCAGGUCUACGCCCGAGCAGCAGAGCUCUUCUCAGAUAUCGAGCUGCAGUGGACCUUUAUUCUCUUGAACUGCAUGAACAGUGCACUGACUCACCACUGUGUCCUGGUGAGGCAAGUGUCUGCCCAGUGCCUGAGAGGCAUCCUGGCCACUCAGUCAGGGCUCGACUUCUGGGAGGCAUACAAGCAAAGCCGGGACCCCAUGCUGGUCUACUUCAGUCCUUUCAGAUCAGCUAAAAAGAAGGCCCUGGAGGUAAGUGUGGAGCCCAGGGCAGGCUCUAGGGAGCUGCUGGAGAGCGCAGAGCUGUGGGUGCCACAGCGGGGCCAGCAUAAGGAGUGGCUGAAGACCCUGUGCGUGGCGCUCCUGGACAGUAGGGGGGUGAGGCACGAGGCCUUGCUACUGUGUCGACCCCUGUGUCAGGUGAAAACGGACUUCUGCCAGAAAGUGCUGCCCCUCUUACUCCACGACAUCCUCCUGCAUGACAGGGACGGCACCUGGAGGGCCCUGCUGUCUGACCGCAUCCGAGACUUCUUCACCUGCUGCUCCAGGAGCGCCUCCACCUGCAGCCGAUCCACCACGCCACUCCUGCCAGAUUCCGCAGCAGAGACAGAUACUGGGAGCCAGGGCCUGCCUGAUACCUCCUCCCUACGCACCAUGCUCUCCGCCAUUGACUACUUGAGACAGCAGCCGAGGCCUUUAGAGCUGGACAGCUCCACGUGUGGGACCAUCUGUCACUCGAACUUCUGGCUGGAGCUGAACUACUUGGAGGUGGCCUGUGCCGCCCAGAGCUGCUCUGCCCACUUCACUGCCCUGCUGUAUGCCGAGAUUUACGUGGACAAGAUCAAGACAGGCCUAGAAGAGAGCCGCAGCUCCCAGCCCAGAACAUCCCGGAGAAUCAUGUUCAAGGAGGGGACCCAGAACUUCACCAUCGCCAGUUUGACAGAGAAGAGUGUAGAGGACACAGGAAUUAGCCUGCAGGACCUGCUGAUUGAGGUGUACAGAAGUAUUGGGGAGCCAGACAGCCUGUAUGGAUGUGUAGUGGGAAAGAUGAUUAGCCCAUUGACCAGGAUCAGAACGUAUGAACAUGAGAGCCUGUGGGGGAGGGCUCUGACGACCUAUGACCUUCACGCCACUCUCCCAGAGGUCGCACGGCAAGUGGGGAUCGUAGAGUCCCUGCAGAAUUUUGGCCUGUGCAGCACCCUGCUGACCUAUCUGCGCGGGCUGGAGGCCGAGGGGGCCGAGUGGGGGGCGGAGCUGCGGGAGCUGCGAUUCCAGGCUGCCUGGAGGAACACGCAGUGGGACUGCCAUCUGUCUGAGAGGAGUGAGAAAGUGAAGCCUGGCUUCAAUGAGUCCCUCUUCUGUGCCCUGCUGGCUCUGAGAGAUAAAGAAUCCUCUGUGUUUGAGCAAACCCUGAAAAAUGCCAGGAUCUGUGCAGUGGAGGAUCUGUGCAGGGGCAGUCUGGAGGCCGUGUCAUCCCUGUACCCCACUCUCUGUAACCUGCAGAGGGUUAGUGAGCUGGAGAGUGUGGGUCAGCUCUGCUCCAGCGCACUGACAGACCUGGGCCUGAUGGGGCUCUACAGCAGCUGGCAGCAGCACUCUGCCCUGCUGGCCACCAGUGACUUCAGCCUGGUGGAGCCCAUCCUGGCCCUUCGCAUAGCUGUGCAGGAGACCCUGAUUGCAUGCGAGCCAGAUGCUGACAUGAGGGCCUACCUGCACUCUGCCCUGAAGUUGCACCUGCUGGAGUUGUGCAAGCUGGCCAGGAGGGCCGGGAACACGCAGCUGGCGGAGAGGGCAGCUUUUCAGAUGAAGUGGCACGGCAAUGCGGGAGACGGCAUCGCCACACUGCCGUGGCAACUAGAGGAGGCCCAGGUGUUCUGGGUGAAGCAGGAGCAGGGCCUGGCAUUGGAUAUCCUUGGACAGAUGAUCGAGACGCUCAACAACCAGGUGCUGUUUAACCCUGGCCUGGUGUCCCUGUAUGCUGAGUGCUUGAGGCUGUGUGGAAACUGGCUGGGGGAAACGUGCCUGGAGAGCCCGGGAGUCAUCCUGGAGAAAUAUCUGGAAAAGGCGGUAGACGUGAUUGAGAACCACACAGGGAGCGCAGACGCCCGGCUGCUGACCCAGAAGACGGAGGCCUACCUGUCCCUCGCCCGCUUCUCUGAUGCCCAGUACCAGAGCAUUGAAAACUACAUGAAGUCGACCGAGUUUGAGAACAAGCAGGCCCUGCUGGAGAAGGCCAAGGAGGAGGUGGACCUCAUGAGGGAACACAAGGUCAACAACAACAGGUACACGGUGAAGGUGCAGAGGGAGCUGGAGCUGGACGAGAGGGCGCUGGCCAACCUGCAAGCUGACCGCCGUCGCUUCCUGUGCAAGGCUGUGCAGAACUACAUUCUGUGUCUGGAGCUGGGCGAGGAGCAGGACAUCUGGGUGUUCCGGCUGGCCUCGCUGUGGCUGGAGAACGCCGAUGACAGGAGUGUCAACGACAUGAUGAAGGGUGGUGUGAAGAACAUCCCAUCCUACAAGUUCCUGCCCCUGAUGUAUCAGCUGGCUGCCCGUAUGGGCACCAAGAUGUCUGGGGGCGCAACCGAGGAGGGCGGGUUCCAGGGUGUCCUCAACAAGCUGAUCUGUCGGGCAUCGCUGGAACACCCCCACCACACCCUGUUUAUCAUCCUGGCACUGGUGAACGCCAACAAGGAUGAGAGCUUCACUCGCAGCAGGCUGACUAAGAACGCCCCCAGACAGCCGUCCCAACUGGACCGGGAGCGUUCUGAGGUGGCCCUCAAGAUCAUCAAUGUGAUCAGGCAGCAGAAGGCGCAGAUGGUGCGAGGCCUUGAGCGUCUCUGUAAUGCCUACAUCACCCUGGCCUACGUGGACGCCAGUCGGCACAAGAAUGAGAAGAAAGCCAUCUUGAUUCCAUCCGACCAGCCCAUUAUGCAAAUUAAGGAACUGGAAGAUGUUGUAAUCCCCACAAUGGAGGUCAAGGUGGACCCCUCCGGAAAGUACGACAGCCUGGUGACCAUCAAUGCCUUCAAGCCUCAUUUCCACCUGGCUGGAGGGGUCAACCUCCCGAAGAUCAUCGACUGCAUUGGCUCGGAUGGGAAGAGCAGGCGGCAGCUUGUCAAGGGCCAAGAUGACCUGAGGCAGGAUGCAGUCAUGCAGCAGGUAUUCCAGAUGUGCUCCAUGCUCCUGCAGCGCAACGCAGAGACCAGGAAGAGGAAGCUGAACAUUCGCCGUUACAAGGUGGUGCCCUUUUCCCAGCGCAGCGGGGUGCUGGAGUGGUGCACCGGGACUGUGCCCAUCGGGGAGUUCCUUGUUGACGCCAAGAAUGGUGCCCACCAGCGUUUCCACCCCAACGACUGGACCAACCUGGCCUGUCGGAGGAAAAUGAUGGAAUCGCAGAAGCUGACCCCAGAUGGAAAGGUCCAGGCCUUUAACGAGGUGUGUCAAAACUUCCGGCCUGUCUUCCGCUACUUCUGCAUGGAGCGCUUCCUGGACCCUGCUGUGUGGAUGGAGAAACGACUGGCCUACACCCGUAGUGUGGCCACCUCCUCUAUAGUGGGUUACAUUGUUGGACUUGGUGAUCGACACAUACAGAAUAUCCUGAUUGAUGAGCAGACAGCUGAACUGGUGCAUAUCGAUUUGGGUGUGGCCUUUGAGCAGGGUAAGAUUUUGCCCACCCCAGAGACAGUGCCCUUCAGGUUGUCCCGGGACAUUGUGGAUGGAAUGGGUAUCUCUGGCGUGGAGGGCGUUUUCAGAAGGUGA